Molecule: messenger RNA, 4609 nt
Organism: Entelurus aequoreus (snake pipefish)
Lineage: Eukaryota; Metazoa; Chordata; Actinopteri; Syngnathiformes; Syngnathidae
Gene: adcy7
Product: adenylate cyclase 7
Exons: 28
Coding region: 460-3768 (1102 amino acids)
Biological process (GO): adenylate cyclase-activating G protein-coupled receptor signaling pathway; adenylate cyclase-inhibiting G protein-coupled receptor signaling pathway; cAMP biosynthetic process
Cellular component (GO): plasma membrane
Molecular function (GO): adenylate cyclase activity
Source: RefSeq, a predicted model, not a curated record
AGAGACGGGCUCAAGGAGGCAACAAACGCAAGCUCCUCUUCUCCACCAUGGCGAUGCUUCUUUGUGGAUGAUUAAGCCGGAGGACGAUUCUUUGCGAAGGUGGACAACAAGGUCUUGCACAUUAGCUGAUGAUGUACCAUCCUUGAAUCCUUGACGUGGACUGAAUGCUUCCAAUUAUGGAGGCCCACCCCCCUCUUGCGUCUUUGACCCUUCUCGGCUAAAGAGAGCAGCCGGCAGAGGAUGAAGACGGCGGACAGACGACAGACCCUACAAAACAACCGCAGGAGUGGACGGAGACGCGACUUUGAGAGCGACGCGGCAACGGGAUGCCACAGCCAGGGAAAAACUGGACUUUGACUCGGGCACCAUGAGCUAGGACGACUGGACAAAGAACUUUUUUUUUUUUUUUUAAGGCUUUUUUUAGGCUCCUCUGCUAUGCGUCAGUGAGAAGUGUGAGCCAUGCCGGCCAAAGGGAAAUACUUGCUCAACGACCAGGAGGUGAAAAAUGAGGCGCUGUACCACAAGUUCUCCUGCAUCAGCCAGUAUCAGCCGCUGGUGCUGCUGCUGGGCCUGUCCAUGCUGUCAUGUGGACUUCUCCUCAUUCUCUUCUUCGCGCUGCGACUGAGUGCGGAGAAGCACUGCGCCUUCGUGAGCGUGGUGAGCUGCAGCUUGUGCGUGUUCCUGGCCGUCUUCGUGCUGGUGUGCACCGAGAUGCUGUCCCACCGAUGGAGACGUCUGCUGGGUCUGCUGGUGUGGGCCACGCACCUCGCCAUGGGCCACACCUUCAUCUUCAGCGGGCCCGUCGUCCUGCCCUGGGACCAGGUGCCUUUCUUCCUCUUCAUCAUCUUCACGGUGUACACCAUGCUGCCGUUCCCAUGGUGGUACGCCGUGGCGCUGAGCCUCAUCUCCUCGCUGUCCCACAUCCUGGUCCUCACGCUGCGCCUCACCGUGUACAGCGCGGCGCCGCCUCCUUACCUCGCCAACCAGCUGCUGUCCAACGCGGUGGUCUUCCUGUGCGGCAGUGUCGUGGGGGCAUUCCACAAGGUCCUCAUGGAGAAAACCCUCAGGCAGACGUUCCAGGACACGCUAAGAUGUCUGAGCAUGCGCAUGAAGCUGGAAAUCGAGAAGCGGCAACAGGAGAACUUGCUGCAGUCGGUGCUGCCCGUCUACAUCUCCAUGAAGAUGAAGCUGACCAUCAUGGAGCGCCUGCAAGACUGCAAGGACAAGGAGGAGCAACAGCGGCUGGUCAAGGACAACAACUUCCACAGCCUUUACGUCAAGAGGCAUGAAAACGUCAGUAUUCUGUACGCCGACAUCGUGGGCUUCACGCGACUGGCCAGCGACUGUUCUCCCAAAGAGUUGGUCAUCAUGCUCAACGAGUUGUUUGGAAGGUUUGACCAGAUUGCGAAGGAGAACGAGUGCAUGAGGAUCAAGAUCCUGGGCGACUGCUACUACUGUGUGUCGGGGCUGCCCGUGUCUCUGCCCAAACACGCCAAGAACUGUGUCAAGAUGGGCCUGGACAUGUGUGAAGCCAUCAAGCAGGUGCGGGAGGCCACGGGCGUGGACAUCAACAUGAGGGUCGGCGUGCACUCGGGCAACGUGCUGUGUGGCGUGAUCGGGCUGCGGAAGUGGCAGUUUGACGUGUGGUCACAUGACGUGACUCUGGCCAAUCACAUGGAGUCAGGAGGUCGUCCGGGACGUGUGCACAUCACGGAGGCCACUCUGAAGCACCUGAACAAGGCCUACGAAGUGGAGGAGGGCAACGGGCACCUGAGGGACGCCUACUUGAAGGAGCUGAACGUCAGGACGUACCUCGUCAUCGACCCGCGGUCGAAGGAUCCCACGCAGAGUGGCCGCAGCGUUCCAAGGCCUCGAGUGAACGACGGUCUGAAGAUGCGGGCGUCGGUUCGUAUGACCCGCUACCUGGAGUCCUGGGGCGCCGUCAAACCCUUCGCCCACCUCCAGAACAGGGAGGGCUUCAGCGCCGACCCUCUGGUCAACGGCAAGUCGCUCUGCAAGGACAUCCCACUGCGAACAGCAAUCAAGAUCCCUGACAGCUUUGGUGAGUCUGUAGAAGAGAGGUGCACCUUGCCCACGCCCUCAUUCAGCAGCUUGAAGAACAAAUCCCAGAAGAGUCGCUUUGAUGAGGAGCUGCACAACGAGAUGACCAAGCAAUGGUACAAGUCGGAGGAGAGUGGGAGUCUGGCUAUAUGGUUCCCAAAGAAAGACCUGGAAAAACAGUACCGAGCGUUGGACUUGCCCAUGUUUAAGCACUACGUGGCCUGUGCCACCGUCAUCUUCCUCUGCAUCUUCUUCAUUCAGAUGUGUGUCACCACGGACCGACAGAUAUUAGGGAUGACGUUUGGAGCGUUGGCGUUUGUCCUGUUGUUGACCCUGGCCAUCUGUUUCGCCGCGCACAUCCAGCGUCUUUUUCCAGAGAAGCUGUCAGGCUGCCAGUGGCUGGCUGCCGUUUCGGAGGCGGUGGUGAAGAAGCCUUGUGUGCGCCUCCCACUGGCCACCGUCACCACUGCGGCCAUUAUUAUCUUGGCAGUCUUCAACCUGGCAUGUUUUCCAGAAUGUUCCAGCGAUGUUCCGGACUUGGGUCACACGAAUGAUUCCCAUAAAGUGGACUUACAGGGAGGACUCUUCUAUCUGCCUUACUCGGUGUACUGCUGCAUCUUAUCCCUGGUGGCCUGCGGGGUUUUCCUGCGGGUCAACUUGGAGAUCAAGGUGCUCUUCCUCACCCUGGCCUCCACGGCGUACUACGUCAUCAUCCUCAGCACCAACAGGGAUCUCUUUGUGGCCUACGCUGCCGUCAUCUACGCUCAGAUUCCAGGGGCGGGGAACUGCAGCAGCAUAGAAGACGAGUCCAUCUUGAGACUGGUGGGCCUGGUGAAGCACCCUCAGGUGAUGAGCUGCAUCUACAUCACCUUGUUCCUGGUCACCAUGCUCAUCAUCUCACAGCAGAACGAGUCGUGCUUCCGCCAGGACUUCCUGCUCAAGUACAAGAACCACACGGAGCAGGACGAGAUCGAGACCCGGGAGAACCUCAACCGCCUGCUGCUGGAGAACGUGCUGCCGGCCCACGUGGCCUCGCUCUUCGUCGGGGAGAACAAAAAGAACGAAGACCUCUACUACAAGUCCUAUGGCUGCGUGUGCGUGAUGUUCGCCUCAGUGCCGGACUUCAAAGAGUUUUACACCGAGUGCGAUAUCAACAAGGAGGGCCUGGAAUGCCUCAGGCUGCUCAACGAAAUCAUCGCCGACUUUGACGAGCUGCUGUCCAAGCCCAAGUUCAGCGGCGUGGAGAAGAUCAAGACCAUCGGCAGCACGUACAUGGCGGCGGCCGGGCUCAGCGGGACGCCCGGGCAAGAGAACAAUCAGGACCGGGAGCGUCAGCAGGCGCAGAUCGGGAUCAUGGUGGAGUUCGCCAUCGCUCUGAUGGGCAAGUUGGACGGCAUCAACCGACAUUCCUUCAACAGCUUUAGGCUCCGCGUGGGUAUCAAUCACGGACCCGUGAUCGCUGGCGUGAUCGGCGCCAGGAAGCCUCAGUACGACAUUUGGGGCAACACGGUCAACGUCGCCAGCAGGAUGGAGAGCACAGGGGAGCUGGGAAAAAUCCAAGUGACGGAGGAGACGUCCGACGUGCUGCACAAGCUGGGCUACUCGUGCGAGUGUCGCGGCUUCAUCAACGUGAAGGGAAAAGGUGAACUGAAGACGUUCUUUGUGUGCACGGACAUGAGCAAGCAGCAAGGCAUGGGUCUGAGCUGAGUCACACCACUUACAAGGACGUUGUUUACAUGCCCAACGGGAUUGCGCUACACAUGCAACCCCACAAGGGCGUUGCGGUCUAAGGCUGGGAACAAGAGUACUUUGGGCUUACAUUUAGACGGCCGUGAGAGGAAAACGUAUGUAUUGUACUAACGCUAUUUUGUGUCUGAUGGGAAGACUGCAAUGAUUGUUUGACCAGUUGGACGCUCUGCUUUGUUACUGUGUAAUGAGCAAAAGUGUUUUACAAUCAAAUGUUGCUAUCAAUCUGUUUACCCGCCUACAUGUUUUAGCAGUGUCUGAUCCAGCAAGCCUACUUGUUGUCCAUGUUUGUUUCUGUCCCGGUUCUAAACCGCCUGGAUCCUCAUGACUCUUCAUUGGCCUUACUUGACCACCAGUGUGGUUCUUAUAACUAUUAACACAUGAUGUAUAUUUGGGCCUUUUUGUGUGUAAACUUUUGUUCAGUCACAGAAUGUAAUAAAUUAUUCACGAUGGUGAUUUAAUUAAAAAUACAUUUAUUGAAUGAAAUGUCAAACCCCCCUCCCGCCACCAAAAAAAAAAUCAUUAAAAAAAGAAGUUUUUGAUGAGUACCACAUCUUAAAACAAAAUCCACGCGUUCACCACGUGCAUACACCCACAUUGUAAAAAGCAGCCUUCGCUACACAUCCUAAAAUAGGAGCCAUAGUGUGAGUUUUUCUUCGGUCAAUGAUGUGACUGUAAUGUUAGCUAAUGUAGCUAUGCUAGCGUCGCGUUGUUGUAUGCGAUACCCGGCGCCUAUUACCAGUUACAUUGCAGUAAUUGGCACAGACUCCAUGGUGUCCAUCGGCUCUGCCAUCUGCAGGAC